CCAGACAGGAGUUGGUGGCUGAGUCCGUAGCGGGAGGAGAGUCAGCUGCUAGCGGGGGAAACAUGUCCGCGGUGCCUGAUGGGAAGAAGCUCGUCCGGAGCCCCAGCGGUCUGCGCAUGGUGCCCGAGAACGGCGCCUUUAACAGCCCCUUCUCCCUGGAUGAGCCGCAGUGGGUCCCGGAUAAAGAGUGCCCCAGAUGUAUGCAGUGUGACACCAAGUUCGACUUCAUCAGAAGAAAGCAUCACUGUCGGCGGUGCGGGCGGUGUUUCUGUGAUAAGUGCUGCAGUAAGAAGGUGGCGCUGCCCCGCAUGUGUUUCGUGGAUCCGGUGCGUCAGUGUGCCGAGUGCAGCCUGAACUCCCAGAAAGAGAUGGAGUUCUACGACAAGCAGCUCAAAGUGCUUCUGGGAGGUGGAACCUUCGUCGUCACUUUGGGGACGUCGGAGAAAUCUGAAACCAUGACGUGUCGCCUCUCCAACAACCACAGGUAUCUGUUCCUCGACGGUGAAAGUCACUUCGAGGUGGAGUUGUCUCGGAUCUCCAGCAUGCAGAUUCUGACGGACGGUUCGAGUCCAGGAGGAGGGACGUCGCGGGCCAACGGCAUGCUGCUCCACUUCAAGCCAAUGGGCUCCCAGGACGCCCAGCAGCUCCGCAUGGAGGCCGCAGACGACAAGAAGGUGGCCUCGUUAUGGUUGAUUGCGAUGCACAAGGCGGCCAAACUUCUGUAUGAAGCUCGGGACCAGUGACCUGCAGGCCUCCUCCAGAACCUCCAGGCAGCAAACACCCAAGUGUUUUUUGUACCCGGUCCCACCGGGGGGUUUGGUAUCAUUUGGGAUUUUUAUUAACGCCAGUUCUGAUUCUGCUUAACCCGUCUGAUUCCUCAUCGGUUCCUUGAUACCAGUUCUUAUCAUGCUGAUUUCUGCGAGAAACAUUUAUAUACAAAAGAGAAACACUUUAUUACCUCUAAAACCAGUACUUUGUACAUCUUGUUUACCACAAAUAGGCCGUUGCUUCUUCUUAUUUUCUUUCAUAUUUCAGAGUUCUUUAAUCCUUUUUGUUUUAACACAUAAAUCAGGGCAUGCAGCAUUAAUGUUUUUACAUAAAUAUGGAACAAACUGAGCAGUGAGAACGCAGGAAAAGAAGCCUUUCAACCAAACUUAUUAACUGUUGAUUUUUUGGAAAGCUUGUAAUUCCUGUGCUUUUACUUUCUCUGAUAUUUUUUUUGUUGACAUGAACCUUUGAUACAGUUGAACUUUCACAUGAUAACAAAUGUUAAAUGUGUCAUUACACCUUUCUUAAACCAUUCAUUACUUCAGAGAUGCAGUAAAUCUUCAGAUUGAGGCACAGUUGUUUAAAUACUUUUAUACGCUGCAGUUAUUUUGUGUCAUCUGGGAUUUUAUUUCCUGGAAGAAGUGAUGACACACUUUUUUUAUUUCUAAUUCUGCUGACCCUCCUUUCACAGAGGUCAGCUACUCAACACCAAGUAGAGUCUGAAUGUCUUUGAGUACGGUUGAACCAGUUUGAUCUUCCAGAUGAAGAAUUGUCUCACACAGUUUAAAGGACAAAUCCACCUUUUUAAAACCCUUAAACACAGAGAGUGAAGCAGCUGUGUGUGAUGUGUGUUGCAUCCCAGCGCCAAGAGUUUUCCAGGAAAUGAGCAGGACUGAAAGGCAUUCUGGGAAAUGUAGGAUUCUCUAACUGAAGCCGAAGCAAGUAGAGGCAGGGUGAGGAAAAUUUCAUGAGAAAACACUUCCUGAAAUGUUAAAAACAUCACAGAUUUAUCCACAAUGUACACAAAAUAGUUGAAUUUGCCCUUUAAGAGACAGAAGAAAGAUCAGGUGACAUUGAUCUUUUUAUUAAUAACUCUUCUCUCCGCUAAGAUAAGUUACAGAUUUAACUCUUUAGGCCUCCGCGCCUAAGUAAACGACAGACUAUUCACUGAUUCCAGUGAAGCGUAAACACAUAAAUAAAUGCUUUAAAUGUAGUUUCAUGUAUUGGAAGUUUUGUAUGAGCUAUUUUGUUAACUAUUCCUACUUUAAUCGAUUUUAUCCGCUGACGUAUGACGUAUAGUUUUUGUAGCAUUUGUAAACAGUAAUUUCCUUUUGUCCUAAAUAAGAGCUUUUCUCUUUUUUGUUUGUUUGUUGUUAUCUUCGUAACAACCAGGAUGUGAAUUCACCGCCUUCCAUCAAUCGAACGCUGUUCAGUUCUUGAUGAGUUGGGAGGUUUUUUUUAGGUUUGGAAGCUAGUUUUGCUUCCGAGGAGCUUUUUGAAAGAGAAACUUCAGUUCUGACUGAGACGAUGAAAGAGUUGAGAGGAAGUUUAGCCAGUGCAAGAAAACAGUAAUCUAGAACCCGAUAGAUAAAUAUGAUUUCUAAAAGUGACUUUGGUUUGUUCCUCUUGUGUAUUAUCAUAACAUUUGACUCAUUGAUCUACACAUCACUUUUUUUUCUAAACUAUAAAUACACAGAAAUCUAUUGAAGGUUUUCAUGAAAUUAUAAUAUUUUUUUGUAAAAAAACAAACAUUUCAGUUACUGACAUUAAAUGUACUCACAUUCUGUAAUUACCUUUAUGUCUUUAUAAUUAUUAAAUAUAUAGAGAGGGGAAGUCCCGCCCCUUCCAGUUGACCACCAUGGGACAGUUUUUGGAAAAAAAUAUUAACAAAGUCAACGGCGAGGACAAAAUAAUAAGAAAAGACAAAUAAUUAUGUGAUUCCAUUUGAAUUUUGCUAUAAAUUAGAUGUUUGUCAAUUUCAAAGAUAUUUUGCAAGUCAAGAAAUUCGCAUUUUUGUCCAAAAACUGUUGACAUAUAGGACUGUGAAAACAUAAUCAGAAAGACUACAGAAGUAAAAUUGGCGUAAGUGUCGUCUCUCUCUGAAGCUACGAUGUGUUUCAUACCAGCAUGAACUCACAUGCACAACACGAGGUCUUGCUCGUUCUUUUUCUUACAUUUGUGUGUGGAAUGUAGCUAAGUUAGCUAGCAAGCUAACGGCCAUGUUGGUGUUGGUGUUCAACAUUGUGUUAGACGAGAGUUGUAGUUCGCUGAGCGGUUUCGUACAAAAGUAACAACAAACCUACGACUAAAAACAACUUUCUUGACAUGCAAACUUAUCAUUUAAAUUGACAAACAUCCCAUGUGUAAUUCAUGUUACAAUUCAAAAAGAAAAUUGUCUCUUGUUGUUGACUAAAAUACAUGUUUUCUUUCCGAAAUGAUCUUUCUUCAUGCUGCUGCUGCUUCACGUUUAAAGCGUUCAACUAGUGAAACAUGGAGUGUCUCUGUGAGGAGAAUGUAACGGUGCUGCAUGAGAGGCACAAACUAAAAGUCACAUUUCAACUUCUUACAAAAUGGAAAAUGACAAAUGGACCCUUUAAGUCGACAUUUAAACACUUCUUAACCCUAAUUCUCCUCUGAUGCAAAGAUGCUGUUUUGAGUUGGAAGAAA
Molecule: messenger RNA, 3435 nt
Organism: Anoplopoma fimbria (sablefish)
Lineage: Eukaryota; Metazoa; Chordata; Actinopteri; Perciformes; Anoplopomatidae
Gene: zfyve21
Product: zinc finger, FYVE domain containing 21
Exons: 7
Coding region: 63-743 (226 amino acids)
Molecular function (GO): metal ion binding
Source: RefSeq, a predicted model, not a curated record